AUGGUUCGACUAACAACAGAGCUGAUUGCCAGAAGUGUGGCUCAGAGGAACCACAGCCAGGAGAACCUUGGGCAGUGUCUGCGGAAAAUAACUCACCUGAAUUUAUCUGACAAAAACAUAGAUGUGAUUGGUGACUUCUCCCUGUGCAAAAACCUCAGAGUUCUGUAUCUGUACGAUAACCAAAUCAGGCACAUCCAGAACCUGGACUUUGCUUCAAAUGUGACACACCUUUACCUCCAGAACAAUCGCAUUGCAGCUAUGGAAAACCUCUCCUCACUGAAGAACCUUGAAAAACUGUAUCUGGGGGGCAACUGCAUCGCUGUGGUAGAGGGUUUGGAUAAAACUGACAAAAUAAGAGAGUUACACAUUGAAAGCCAACGCCUGCCCCUUGGUGAGAAGCUGGUGUUUGAUCCACGAUCUCUCAGGUCCCUGGCAAAAUCUCUGACCGUGUUGAAUAUCAGCAAUAACAACAUUGAUGAAUUGGAAGAGCUGGCAGUGCUGGAAAAUCUCUCUUAUCUCACAGCAGCUGACAAUCAGCUUCAGUGCAUGAAGGACUUGGAAGUGGCAUUACACAAAUGGACAAAGCUCUGCAAAAUGGAUCUUACAGGGAACCCCAUCUGCCAGGAACCCAAGUACAGGGACAGGAUUGUGGUACAGUCACCAGCUUUAGAAUCCCUCGAUGGGAAAGAAAUAAAAGAAGUGGAAAGACAGUUCCUAAUGAAUUGGAAAGCCUCCAGAGCUGCCAGGAGAAAACCCAAAGAGAGAAUGACAAAUGGAAGUGCAGCCUGUCAGCGUUUCUCUGACUCUGAAACCACUUAUGCUGUUGUUCAAUUUCCCCCUGCAAAAGGAAAAUCAAAUGCUUUAGUUUUGCCUGAGAUGCACAAAGCUAAAAGAAAGACUCUGCCAGGAAUCCUGGAAACAAAUCAGUCAGACAAAAUCUCAGUUAUCGGUACUGAUGAAGUCCUUAAUUUCCUUGGCCCCAGCAGCGAGCCGCCCAGGCGCUGUUUUUCCGCUGGCCCGGGCCGUGAUUUAUCGCAUUCCCGUUAUCGCGCCAUCGCGCCCCGCUCGCAGGCCAUCCCUCACCCCGUUCGGACCCAGAGGUGUCCCCCGGGCCAUGACCCCGCUCCCCGCGCGGCUGCGGACCGAGCCUCGCCCCAGGGAACCCCCGACGGCCCCGGGAACCUCGGCGGAGAGAAAGGGCUCGGUUUAACAACCCGGCGCCCGAGCGAUUGA
This is a messenger RNA of Indicator indicator, 1233 nucleotides long. RefSeq names its product protein phosphatase 1 regulatory subunit 42 (gene PPP1R42). The record is from RefSeq and is a predicted model, not a curated record. NCBI's taxonomy places the organism in Eukaryota, Metazoa, Chordata, Aves, Piciformes, Indicatoridae. Gene Ontology annotation, molecular function: protein binding. The transcript is spliced from 9 exons. Bases 1 to 1233 code for a protein of 410 amino acids.